CUCGUGGUCGUGAAGAAAAAUCUUAUUAGAAAGAAAGAAUUUUAAAAUCGAAAUGGCGAUUUGUGUGGUGAUGAGACAAAGAUUGCUAUGAAAUGGGUUUGUUGGGGAUUUAAUUCGAUAUAUGUAUUUGUGGAGUCAUGCAAAAUAGUCGAAAAACAAAUAAUGAUUUGCCAUUGACAUCCUGUAUACGAUUAUCACCGUACAAGAAAUGGUCUACACCAGCUUAUCAGCACGUUAUAAGUGAUAAUAUGGAAUCACUUGCUCGCAAUAGUGGCCGUAAUAAUAUGACCACACGAAAUGCAGUUAGUGCAUUAAAUUCAUCACCGAUUAAAGACAAUAUUUUAUAUGAGCCGUAUAAAAUGCGUCCGAUAAAGCCUAGUAUAAGUAUCGUUCAUCGUAAACAUUUAUCAGCAUCAUCACCCACCAAAGACACGAUUAAUAACGAUUUAGUCGUGAAUCAACAAUAUCCUCAACAAUCACCACAUCAUUCACAUCCACAUAGAGUUAAGACUGAUUUAAAAUCAAGUUCACCAGGUUCGGGUCGUUCAGGUCGUGAACGUGGCGGCGGCUAUUUAAAUGGCACAACAUCACCCGUCCAAUUAUCUGAAAAUUAUUCACCCAACGAUUACAUCGAUCCACCAAUCGAAUCGUAUGGACAAUCAACGUUUAGAAAAAUCAUCGAUAAUCGUGCCGAUAAAAAUGGUCUUAGUGUUGGUAUCAUUGAAGCAUCAUCACAUGAAAAAUCUCAACCGCAAUUUUGUCAAAUUCUUGAAAAUAAUUCGGAUCGAAUAAAAAAUAUUAAAUGUGGAAAUUCAAGCUGUAAUGGAUCCGAACCUUUAAAAGAAACUCAUAUUACCGGUAAUAAUAUGGCAACAGAUCAACGUUUUCAUGAUGAAGUAGCCCUAUUACGUGGAAAAGUACGUGAAUUAUCCAAAAAUAAAUCAUCCUUAACGCAAUUCAAUAGUAUUAAUAAUCAAUCGAAAAUUUUUAUAAAAAAGGAAAAAAAUCAUAUAAAAAAUGGUGAAAAACCACGAAAAUUACCUGUAAAACGUAGUCCAGUAUAUAUAAAGCAUGUACCAAAAAUUGUUAAUUUACAACACGCAUUAGAAAUUGAAGAUAAACCGGGCAUCGAAUUACGUGAAAAAGUUAUUAUUGUUGAGAAUCCAACACCAAGAAUUAUUAAGAAUACACGUCAACGUACUAAGAAUACCGAAAUUAAAACGUUAAUUAAUGAAAUUGUGCCAAAAACAUCGUCGUCGAAUCCGAGAACGUCACCAAUUCCUCAAUCAGUAUCACCACAAAACUCAUUAACACCGCCUGUAUCGUUAACACCAAGAAUGCCUACGCCUCCAACAACGCCAGCGCUUACAGUACCAAAUACUAGAUCGCUUAGAAGUGGUUCUUCACCUAGCGGAACAAGUGGUUCUUCACCGAGUGGUUCGAGAAAGCCUUCACCAUUACAUGUUGUAGCGAAAGAAGAACGACCAGUUACCCCGUUACAAGAGGUAGUCAAUGGUACUCAAAAAGAAAGUGGAAAUAUUACUCGAGAUGUUGAGAAACCUGUUCAGCCACAUUCGAAGCUUCGAAAGAAGACGAAAGAUUUGAAUAGUGAUUCGGAAUCUGAGUUAUCUGACAGUGAAUGUACGGACCCAGAUGAAGUGGAUGCGGAAGAGAAGCAAAUAAAUUAUGAAACCGUUUUAAGUGAAUUAGUUACAAUUAGAAAUGAUUUAUAUUUAUCGUAUACGACAAAUAACGAAUUUUUACGACAAUCUCCCACAAUUGGAGAAUCUGGUGAUACAGUUAAACAAUUGUCGGUAUUACGUCCAAGUUUAUUUCCCAAUGUGCCUCCAUAUUUACGAUUCUAUCCACAUGAUCAAGCUGGUCCAAAAUUACCAGCUACAAUACAACGACAAUUAAAAUGGCGUUUAAGUAAUAUUACACCGGUUAUCGUACGAAAAACAUUAAUUAAUUCUGGUUUUCGAUUAACUCGAGAAGGUCAGACAGAAAAUAAUGAUUGGAUUGGUAUAUGGGGUAAACAUAUAAAAUCACCAUUAUUCAAACAUUUAAAAGACCAUCAAAAGAUGAAUCAUUUUCCUGGUACAUUUCAAUUAGGACGUAAAGAUCGUUUAUGGCGUAACACACAAAAGUUACAAAUAAAAUUCGGUAUUAAAGAAUUCGAUUAUGUUCCAAAAACAUAUAUUUUACCACAAGAUUUAAAACAAUUACGUCAUGUAUGGGAGAAAGGUGAGGGUGUUGUGAAAUGGAUAUUAAAACCACCAGCUAGUGCACGAGGUAGUGGUAUACGUGUUGUUAAUAAAUGGAAUCAAAUACCAAAAAAGAAACCAUUGGUCGUUCAACGUUACAUUGAUAAUCCAUAUUUAAUAAAUGGUAGUAAAUUUGAUUUACGUUUGUAUGUGUUGUUAACUAGUUUUGAUCCGUUACGAAUAUAUUUAUAUCCGGAUGGUUUAGCACGAUUUGCAUCAGUUAAAUAUAGUUCGGAUUCAAAUUCAUUGGAUAAUAGAUAUAUGCAUUUAACUAAUUAUAGUAUAAAUAAAUUAUCUAGAGAUUACACAGCAAAUGAAGAUGCUGGGGCAUGUCAGGGUCAUAAAUGGACAAUACAAGCUUUAUGGGAUUAUUUAAGUAAGAAUGGUGUAAAUACAAGUGCAUUAUGGGCAACAUUACAAGAUUUAGUGAUAAAAACAAUAAUUAGUGGUGAAUCUGGAAUCACACAAUUGUUACGUGGUAAUGUUGGUUCUCGUUAUAAUUGUUAUGAAUUGUUUGGUGUUGAUGUUCUACUGGAUGAACAUUUAAAACCUUGGUUAUUAGAGGUGAACAUAUCUCCGUCGUUACAUUCAACAUCCCCCCUGGAUCUUUAUGUUAAAGGGCCAUUAGUACAAACAUUAUUAAACAUGGCACAAUAUCAUAUACCAACGGAUACGUUAACACAACAGCAACGAUCGAAUGUCCUUAAGAAUUUAGGUAUGAAUAAAACUAGUAGAUUAUUUAGUCAUCAACAAACAACAAACACAUCGUCAUCAUCGCCACCAUCACCAUCAUCCAAAACAACCACAACAACGAAUGGAUCACCUGGUGCGUUAAACCAUAAACAAAAACGUCAUUACUCUACGAAUGGUAAAGUGAAUGGACACGGGGGUCAUCAUGAUGAUGAUGAUGAUGAUAAAACCAAUGGUGAUGAUAGUGCCGCUUCGGCUGGUGGUGAUUAUUCAAUGUUUGAUAUACCGUUAUCGUUUGAUGGACGAAUAUACACGUUAAAUCUAUCGACGAAUGAACGGUUAAAACAAAAUAUAAUGACUUCAUAUCAACAUAGGUCUGAUUAUUUAGAAGAUAUAUUAACAAAUUUAACACCAGACGAUGUUCGACAUCUGAUAAUAGCCGAAGAUGAAUUACAAGCAGCUGGUAAAUUUCAAAAAAUAUUCCCUACAAAAAAUACAUACCAUUAUUUAUCGUUAAUGGAACCACGAUAUUAUGAUCGAUUGUUUGAUGCAUGGGAGCAUAAAUAUAGUUCAAAUAAAAUAUUAGGUAUUGGUUUGUUACAAGCGUGCUGUGCUAGAAAAUAUCAUUUAAUUGUGCCACCAACACCAAAAAUAAUGAAAGAGAAUACUCCCCAGGAGACGCAGGAGAAAUGCGACAAUCCGAUCACAGUAGAGAAUUAUCACCAUCAUCUUCAACAUCAAGCUGUACAUCCAUUAACGCAUACACCGAUACCAUCGACAGGCGGGACUACUAUGUUAGACGAGGAAGGACCCAAUCAAAAAUCUAGACCAAGAUUUGUGAGACGACGUCGGCGGUACGUUUAUGGUGGUUAUGGUCAUAAUAAUUAUGGCCGUGUUACGUUCAAACAUUAUCCAUCUGUACGAUACACAACACGGUAUCUUGUUCGCAAACGUAAAUCACGGCCUUUAGAUACGUCAGGGACAUCAGGAACAUCAACACCGCCACCGUCUAGGCGACAACAUUUCCAAGAAGAAGAAGAUCAUACGGAAAUUAUUGAAAAUCAAUCAACCAAUAAUAGCUGAUUAUUAAUUACGCUAAGGAUUUAUUAAUAUUUAAAUUGUACAGUGAACAAAAUUUAAAAAAUCCCCUAUUUUUUUAAUUAUUAAUUAAUUAUAAGUUUUUGCAAAUUAUCAUCAAGAAAAACCGUUAACUGUAGUUAGUCUUUUGUCUGUCAAUUUUUUUUCGCCAUUUUAGUUCUUUUUUAAAUAUUUUUUAUAAAAUUUUCUAGAACAGAAGAUGUUGGCAGGUCAGGAUGCUCUUUUUUGCGUUACUUCUGUCUCGAAACGAAUUGAAAAGUACAUUAGUUUUUAUUAAGAUGAGGAAAAAAUUGCAAGAUAGUUGUCUAUUUUUCAAUAAUGCUACGAUUUUUUUCGGUUCUAUCAUGCAUUUUUCGAAAGUUUACACCAAAUUGUAAAUUCAAACGCCAGUGACGAUUGGCUCCCAGCAUCAACGGAAAUCAAGACGUUACAACUAAUCACAAGUCGUUUUUUUUAUUCAACAA
Molecule: messenger RNA, 4516 nt
Organism: Chrysoperla carnea
Lineage: Eukaryota; Metazoa; Arthropoda; Insecta; Neuroptera; Chrysopidae
Exons: 14
Coding region: 138-4037 (1299 amino acids)
Biological process (GO): microtubule cytoskeleton organization; protein polyglutamylation
Cellular component (GO): cilium
Molecular function (GO): tubulin binding; tubulin-glutamic acid ligase activity
Source: RefSeq, a predicted model, not a curated record